This is a messenger RNA of Ipomoea nil (Japanese morning glory), 474 nucleotides long. RefSeq lists its product as uncharacterized. Lineage: Eukaryota; Viridiplantae; Streptophyta; Magnoliopsida; Solanales; Convolvulaceae. The transcript has a single exon. The record is from RefSeq and is a predicted model, not a curated record. The coding region runs from base 1 to 474 and encodes 157 amino acids.
AUGGGCUAUUCAAACAACCAUAUCGACAUCAAUAUCUCGUUGGAUGUUGGGAGCCUUGCAUGGAGGUUCACAGGUUAUUAUGGGUACCCUGAGAGGCAGCGCAAGCGUGAGACGAUUUCGGACUGUGGUUUGCAAGACUUUCCAUUCUCGGGCAACCAGUUUACAUGGGAACGCUCGCAUGGUAGCCCCAAUAUGGUCGAAGAAAAAUUGGGCGGUAUCACGGCUUAUGAUAGUUGGUUGAACUUGUUUGGCAGUGUUACUACUAGUUCAUUGUUAUGCCCGUACAGUGACCAUUUACCGCUAUUUUUAAUACCUAUUGCGGAGCAGCGUGCAAGAGGAAGAAACAAGUUCAUAUUCGACAACAUUUGGCUACGCGAAGACAAGUGCCGUGAAAUUGUGGUGCGGAGUUGGGAAAGAUCUGUAGGCUUGGAUGCUCUGAGCAGGGUUGAACGUUGUGGCCGGGAUAUUGGGUAG